Pygoscelis adeliae (Adelie penguin) is the source of this 1398-nucleotide messenger RNA. It is a transcript of the gene ZBTB17, whose product is annotated as zinc finger and BTB domain containing 17. Lineage: Eukaryota; Metazoa; Chordata; Aves; Sphenisciformes; Spheniscidae. The record is from RefSeq and is a predicted model, not a curated record. Gene Ontology annotation, molecular function: DNA-binding transcription factor activity, RNA polymerase II-specific; protein binding; RNA polymerase II cis-regulatory region sequence-specific DNA binding. Gene Ontology annotation, biological process: regulation of transcription by RNA polymerase II. The coding region runs from base 360 to 1244 and encodes 294 amino acids. The transcript has 7 exons.
GGUCCAGAGUGUCUCUGCUCACUUCUCUCCUCGUGUCUUUCUCCUUUUAGUUCCCUUUCACCACGUUUUUUUCCUGCCUGUCAUCGCUUGUGAUUGUUUUUUCCACCCCUUACAGCUGAAUGCCAACUUGCCUUCCGGUUUCGCUGCCGACCACGGACUCCAGAGCCCUUCCCUAUUUCAUAAUUUGUAUUAUUAGCACAUCUGUACCUUGAAUGCUCCGGUCAGAUCAGCUCUUAACUUUAUUUUUUUAACUGAAAACGUUGCAGAAUCAGUUACUGGAAAUGAGGACAGACUCCUCUUCGCAGAGACUGAAAGGAUUAGGGCUGCUUUGUUCCCCGAGCUGACACACGAGCAGGGAGAUGACGGAUGGCUGCGUAGAGACUGACUUGAGCACCGGCAAGGGGGAAAACUCUGGAGGAGAGCCGCGACCGUCUCGCCCGCAGCCUCGGUCCUCCGGAUAUCUCCGCUCCUCGCAGCGCAGGGGUGAAGCCAUGGAUUUCCCCCAGCACAGCAAGCAAGUCCUGGAACAGCUGAACCAGCAGCGGCAGCUGGGUUUGCUGUGCGACUGCACCUUCGUGGUGGACGGCAUCGACUUCAAGGCCCACAAAGCCGUGCUGGCGGCCUGCAGCGAGUAUUUCAGGAUGCUCUUCGUCGACCAGAAGGACGUGGUGCACCUCGACAUCAGCAACGCGGCAGGCCUGGGCCAGGUUUUGGAGUUCAUGUACACGGCUAAGCUAAGCCUAAACCCCGACAACGUGGAAGACGUGCUGGCCGUGGCGGGUUUUCUCCAAAUGCAGGAGAUCGUUAGCGCUUGCAACGCUCUCAAGUCCCUUGCUGUGCCGGGCGAAAGCCCCGCCAAGAGCCAGCAGCCCCCCGCCGGGAUCGGGGCCAACAAGGCGACUGUCGAGGGCAAGAGGUCGACUGCGGAAGCGCUGGGUGAUCUUGACAAAAUAAAAAGGCUUCCUCCCAACCCGGAGGGGAAGGAAGAGGCGCCCGUGGCCGCCAGCAGCACAGCCCGAGGUGCAGACGGAGCAGCUGGGUGGCCAAGAAGGGGCAGAUGUUGCCAUCCAAGAGGGCCCCAACGCCGAAUUCCCCAUCCACCCGCAGCCGGCGGAGAGCGUGGUCAGCAGCGGCAGCCCCGCGGCGAAGGGCAACAUCCCUCCGGGCGCCGAAACGGGAGAGAUGGAGCUGGAAGGGAAGGAGGAAGAGGGGGGGAUGAUGGCGGAGGACAAAGAGGAGGCUAAAAUCCCCGAGGAAGAGCAGCCCCGAUUAGAAAACGGAGAAAACACCGAAGAUAACGAAUCGGGAAGCACCGACUCCGGGCAGGAGAACUUGGGUGAAACCCGUCUGCUGCGUUCGGGUACUUACAGCGACAGGACCGAGUCGAAAGCCUACGGC